AACUCCAGGACUUGCCCCAAGAAGUCUUCGCUCUUGAUCCCACUGGCACGUGCCAAACUCCAAGCACAGAGCUCCUCUACAGGUGCAGGAAGUGCAGGCGUGCUUUGUUCCGUAGCUCCAGCAUUCUGUCCCACGCGGAAGGAAGCGGACCGGCAGCCUUUCCCCACAAGAGGAUCACGGACCCCGCUCGGCUUGAGGGAGCAAAGUGUACCUCCUACUUCACCGAGCCCGUGCAGUGGAUGGAGCCAGCGCUGCUCGGAGUAAUGGAAGGACAGCUUCUCUGUCCCAAGUGCGCGUCCAAGCUGGGCUCCUUCAGCUGGCGGGGCGAGCAGUGUUCCUGCGGCCGCUGGGUGACGCCGGCCUUCCAGAUCCACAAAAGCCGAGUGGACGAGACCAGGACUCCGCCGGGCACCAACUUCCAAUCUGCCAAAGCCUGA
Molecule: messenger RNA, 437 nt
Organism: Eurypyga helias (sunbittern)
Lineage: Eukaryota; Metazoa; Chordata; Aves; Eurypygiformes; Eurypygidae
Gene: DUSP12
Product: dual specificity phosphatase 12
Exons: 3
Biological process (GO): protein dephosphorylation
Cellular component (GO): nucleus
Molecular function (GO): protein tyrosine/serine/threonine phosphatase activity
Source: RefSeq, a predicted model, not a curated record